GGAAAUACGAGAGAAGAGUCCAAUUUGCCAUGUGUCUGGUUCGUAAAUACUAACAGGUGAGGUUUACUAGCGAAGUCAGCCGCCAAGGGAUGUUCAUCUUUAUAGCAGAGUGAACAGUGCACGGGCCCAAUCAUGCUUAUUAUGCGUUUGCAAUCGGCGAACCAGAUCGGAUUGUGGCCAGACAAUUCAUGCAGACCAAACUUUUGGAGGCUGACAGCCUUGCAGGGAUAGUAUCGAUUCAGGCUACAGAACCGCUUCUGUUCAUCGCUAAAUGCAUCGACUCAGGAUCCUUCAUGAUGCUCAUUCCUAAUAAACACCCCUUUCAGCCCACUUACAUCUUUCAAAAUCACUGCCUCACUGUUACUACAGAUAACAUUCGCUAAGUCUAAUAUUUCUUUUGGAAGAUGUUGUAUUCAAUAGCCCUACUUUGUUUGUUUUUAGUCAAGUCGGCUUUAUCAUUGGGCCUGGUCAUUGAUCGCAGCGGCUGGACAGUCUCUGCAGACAGUUCGCAUGCCGGAAAUGGGCCUGAGAAUGCUAUAGACGGUAACCCAAACACAAUAUGGCAUUCGAAUUACGUGGCCGGCCAGCCGGAUGCUCCUUUACCACACAGAUUUACCAUUGAUAUGCAGAAUGUCUAUCUCGUCAACGGGAUAAGUUACGUACCGCGACAGGAUAGUUCCAAUAAUGGCAACAUUGGACAGCAUAUCAUCGAAGUCAGCAACGAUGGCAGCAACUGGAAUACCCCUGUCGCCCUUGGGACUUGGAGGAAUAUGAAAGACACAAAGUAUACAACUUUUCUCGGACGCCCAGCAGGCUACUUGCGCUUGACUGCUAUCACUGAGGCUCAGAAUGUUGGGAACCAAUGGGCAAGUAUUGCCGAAAUCAACGUUCACAGAGUCCCAGAUCCGUACUUGGAUCGGUCCGGAUGGCGAGUGUCUGCUGAUAGCGAAGAGACCAUUGCGCAUCAAUGUCAAGCUGAUAAGGCGACGGAUCUAGACUUGCAUACUUGGUGGCACACCCAAUAUACAACGAGGGCUCCUGCGCAUCCGCAUUUCUUCACCAUCGAUCAGGGUGCUGCAACUACGGUCAGCGGUCUCAGCUACGGUCCACGCAGGAUAGAGGUCGAGGAUAACUCUCCUGAGAAUGGCAGGAUCGGGCAAUACCGUAUCGAGACGAGUAACGACAACCAGAAUUGGAAUCAGGUUGCGGAGGGUAGUUGGCCUGAUGACUACGUCGAGAAGGCGGCAACUUUUCAGCCCGUGACUGCGCGAUAUGUCCGUCUUACUGCAUUGUCCGAAGCUGGAAAUCGGGGGCCCUGGACCAGUGCCGGAGAGAUCAACUUGAUGAAUGGCGACAGUCUUGACGUAUACGAGGCUCCCGACCCAACCAAAGGCUUGUGGACUCACACUGUUGAUUUUCCAUUGGUCCCAGCUGCAGGGGGUAACCUGUAUGAUAGUGGUGAAAUCAUGAUCUGGAGCGCAUUCAGCCAAGACCAAUUCGUUGGAGAUACCCAUGGCCGAACGCAAGUUGCCAUUUGGAAUCCUACGAAUGACGAGAUGACUCAAGAAGAUGUUGCAAACACUGACCAUGACAUGUUCUGUCCAGGAACCUCGCUUGACUCAACCGGUCGUAUCAUCGUCACAGGUGGUAAUGACGCUCCGAGAACGUCGAUAUUUGAUCCCGUGUCCAAUGAUUGGCUUCGUGGACAGGACAUGAAAAUUCCGCGUGGAUACCAGUCUCAAACGACAUUGUCUGAUGGGCGUAUAUUUGAAAUGGGUGGUUCAUGGAGUGGUAAUGCGAAUACCCAUAAGGAUGGAGAAGUGUAUGAUACUACCAGCAAUACAUGGACACGGCUCCCUGGAUGCCCUACCGAGCCCAUGUGGACUCAAGAUCAGGGAGGGGUUGUUCGAGCUGACAAUCACGCCUGGCUGUUUGCUUAUAGCAACACAUCUAUACUUCAAGCUGGACCGUCUAAGAACAUGCAUUGGUACAACGCCCAAGGCACUGGGUCAAUCGUCGACGCUGGGACCCGUGCUGACGAUGUCGAUUCUAUGAAUGGGAUAGCUGUGAUGUACGAUGCGCCUAGGGGACAGAUUCUCACUGUAGGCGGAGCAGUCAACUAUGAGGCCACCGAAGCACAUAACAAUGCCCACCUCAUCCAAAUCAACGGAAUCGAUCAAAAUCCUAACGUACAAACAAUCAACCCCAUGGCUUUUCGUAGAGGAUUUGCAACAGGCGUCGCUCUCCCUGACGGCAGCAUUCUAAUCACCGGAGGCCAGUCCUAUCUCAACCCAUUUACCGACAGCUUCUCCAUCCUCACCCCUGAACUCUGGGACCCGCGAGACAACUCAUUCACGACCCUCAACCCCAUGGCUAUCCCUCGAACAUACCAUUCCAUCAGCCUCCUGCUCCCAGACGCCACCGUCCUCAACGCCGGCGGCGGUCUCUGCGGUUCGUGCGCCACCAACCACUUCGACGGCGAGAUUUUCGUCCCGCCGUACCUGCUCCAAGCCAACGGCACCGCCCGGCUCCGGCCCGUAAUCUCCUCUCUCAGCGCAUCAACAAUCCCAUGCGGCGCAGCCCUUACCAUAUCCGCCUCCGUGCCCUUCUCCACCAUCGCCCUUAUGCGCCUCAGCACAUCAACCCACACCGUCAAUACCGACCAGCGUCGUAUCCCCUUCGUCAUGUCCGCCGCAGCCACCACCCAAACUAUCACUAUCCCCGCGGAUCCGGGCGUCGCUCUCCCCGGCUACUAUUUCCUGUUCGUCCUCGACGCGGCUGGAACUCCGAGUGUAGCGCGCACGGUGCUGAUCACGCAGCCUGAGGCGCCGCGCGAUAGGCAGGGCUCUGUGCCGUUGGAGACGCUGCAUACCGUGCCGCAGCCAAGGCCGGACAGUAAUGUGUUGGAUGUGCUGGGUGUACCGGAUUUAUUGAGUGGUUUACCGGAUGGAAUCGGGUCGCUUCUGGCGCGGUUGCGGCGUUGAUGGACAAGGGGAAGCAAGGGAUGAUUAGAUGUUGAUAAGUGUGCAUUGCAUGAAUGAGCUUGGAUAGAAAGUUCUCCUAUGCAAUGUAGAGUUGUAGACAUUAGAGUCUCGGAGAGGUCAUGAUUAGAAUCCGUAGAGAGGUGCCUGUACAGGAUAGGCGUGGUGGCUAUAUAGCUACGUAAUUUGAAAGAAAAGCGAAAUCAUACCUCUCAAACAAGUAACCAUUACAAAGUCUCGC
This is a messenger RNA of Pseudovirgaria hyperparasitica, 3222 nucleotides long. Its product is annotated as galactose oxidase. The coding region runs from base 405 to 2984 and encodes 859 amino acids. The transcript is spliced from 4 exons. NCBI's taxonomy places the organism in Eukaryota, Fungi, Ascomycota, Dothideomycetes, Acrospermales, Acrospermaceae. The record is from RefSeq and is a predicted model, not a curated record. Gene Ontology annotation, molecular function: protein binding.